Molecule: messenger RNA, 449 nt
Organism: Python bivittatus (Burmese python)
Lineage: Eukaryota; Metazoa; Chordata; Lepidosauria; Squamata; Pythonidae
Source: RefSeq, a predicted model, not a curated record
GAUUUUUGAUCAUAUGAAAAAUGAAAUGGCAGAAAAGACAGGACAGUUACAAACGGAACUCUACAAUCUCUGAACCUCUGAAUGAACUAGGAAAGGGCAUAAUGGACAUCUCUUCUGGAAUUACCCCUGGACUCACGGGCAACAUGGCUCAGGAUAUGACUGAGAAAGAGCUAAGGAAAAUGGAAUUAGAUCAACUGAAGAAGGAAGUGAAGACUGAAAGACAAAUGGUCUCCAAGACAGGAAAAGAACUCAGAGAUUAUAUAGAAUCUAUGGCUGCAGAAGAUCCUCUCUUAAAAGGUAUCCCAGAAGACAAGAACCCAUUCAAGGAGAAGGGAGGUUGUACAAUAAGCUGACCUUGGCCCCACCAAAAGAAGAUCUUUGUUGCUGUCCUUAUAUAUUAGGACUGUAUGAAUUAUGUUUAUCCAUAUACAAUGAGUCUAAAUCAGGAU